This is a messenger RNA of Vigna radiata var. radiata (mung bean), 1079 nucleotides long. RefSeq names its product adenine phosphoribosyltransferase 5. Gene Ontology annotation, molecular function: adenine phosphoribosyltransferase activity. The coding region runs from base 101 to 748 and encodes 215 amino acids. The record is from RefSeq and is a predicted model, not a curated record. Gene Ontology annotation, biological process: adenine salvage. NCBI's taxonomy places the organism in Eukaryota, Viridiplantae, Streptophyta, Magnoliopsida, Fabales, Fabaceae. The transcript has 6 exons. Gene Ontology annotation, cellular component: cytosol; cytoplasm.
UCCUUCACAACACAACACACAAUCAUAAUAACACUUCCUGCGACUACAUUUUACUUGUUCCCAAAGGAAAAGAAAAUAACACUUUUCUCUAACAGAGACCAUGUUUGUCCUGGAGAAUGGUGCCAAGAAGGGGGAAGACCCAAGGCUUCAAGCCAUCUCCCAAGCCAUCAGAGUCGUCCCUCACUUCCCCAAACAAGGAAUAAUGUUUCAAGACAUAACAACAUUGUUGUUGGAUCACAACGCCUUCAAACACGCGGUUGACAUUUUUGUUGAUCGUUACAGAGACAUGGAUAUUUCUGUUGUUGCUGUUAGGAAAUGUUGGCUUUUAUUGGUUUACAUGCUAAUGCAAUUGGAUUGGAUUGGAUUAUAUGAAGGGGUUGAAGCCAGGGGAUUCAUUUUUGGUUCCUCAAUUGCGUUAGGCAUUGGUGCCAAGUUUGUUCCUUUAUGCAAACCUGGGAAGCUGCCAGGGGAAGUAAUUUCUGAAAAAUAUGUUCUGGAAUAUGGCACUGAUUGUUUGGAGUUGCAUGUUGGGGCUGUUCAGUCCAGUGAACGUGUCAUAAUUAUUGAUGAUUUGGUGGCCACAGGUGGAACUCUAUCAGCAGCAAUUAGACUUCUAGAAGUUGCUGGUGCUGAAGUAGUGGAGUGUGCUUGUGUGAUUGGUCUCUCUGAUCUCAAGGUAGGAAGCAAGCUUAAUGGAAAGCCACUUUAUAUCCUUUUGGAGCCACGUCAAGCAGAAAAUGGUUAUUGAAGAGGAAAAUGAAAUUAGACACUACACAUGAAGAAAUGGUUGCAUAUAAUGAGCCUUUGAGUUUGGCUUUGUUUGGAGGUCUAACAAUGUCAACACGUUUAGGAUUUCAAACAUCCUUAGCCAAUGAAGGCACCGUUACGCUAAUUUAGAGACAUUUCAAUAGAGACCAAAUGUACCUUAAUUUAUUCUUUAUGGACCUUAAUGUUCUUAUCCCUUAUGUUUAGGAGUUAUGAUUAAUGUGUGUGGUCACUUCAACACAGUAAAAGUUUCUUUUAACGUAUGCUUGUAUUGUGGUUUCUCACCUUUUUAAGGAAUAAAUUAAGGGUUUAGG